AGCGGGUGCUGCUAGCGGAGGCGCCAUAUUGGAAGGGACAAAACUCCGGCGACAGCGAGUGACACAAAUAAACCCCUGGACCCGUUCGUCCCCGCAGCAGUCAGGGCCGCGAUGUUGUACCUAGAGGACUAUUUGGAAAUGAUUGAGCAGCUUCCGAUGGACCUGCGGGACCGCUUCACGGAGAUGCGCGAGAUGGAUCUGCAGGUGCAGAAUGCAAUGGAUCAACUAGAACAAAGAGUCAGUGAAUUCUUUAUGAAUGCAAAGAAGAAUAAACCCGAGUGGCGAGAAGAACAGAUGGCAUCCAUCAAAAAAGACUACUAUAAAGCUUUGGAAGAUGCAGAUGAGAAAGUACAGUUGGCAAACCAAAUUUAUGAUUUGGUAGAUCGCCACUUGAGAAAGCUGGAUCAGGAACUGGCUAAGUUUAAAAUGGAGCUGGAAGCCGAUAAUGCUGGAAUUACAGAAAUACUAGAGAGGCGUUCUUUGGAAUUAGAUACUCCUUCGCAGCCAGUGAACAAUCACCACGCUCAUUCACAUACUCCCGUGGAAAAAAGGAAAUAUAAUCCAACUUCUCACCAUACAGCAACAGACCAUAUCCCCGAAAAGAAAUUUAAAUCUGAAGCUCUCCUGUCCACCCUGACAUCUGAUGCUUCUAAGGAGAACACGCUGGGUUGUCGAAAUAAUAAUUCCACAGCUUCCUGCAACAAUGCUUACAAUGUGAACUCAUCCCAACCCCUGGCAUCCUAUAAUAUUGGUUCAUUAUCUUCAGGGGCUGGCGCAGGGGCCAUCACCAUGGCAGCAGCUCAGGCAGUGCAAGCAACAGCACAGAUGAAAGAAGGGCGAAGAACAUCAAGUUUAAAAGCCAGUUAUGAAGCAUUUAAGAACAAUGACUUCCAGCUGGGAAAAGAAUUUUCCAUGCCCAGAGAAACAGCUGGCUAUUCCUCCUCGUCGGCACUCAUGACAACCUUAACACAGAAUGCCAGCUCCUCAGCUGCCGACUCUCGAAGUGGCAGAAAGAGCAAAAACAACACCAAGUCUUCAAGCCAGCAGUCAUCCUCCUCUUCCUCCUCCUCGUCCUCCUCCUCCUUAUCUCUGUGUUCAUCGUCUUCAACUGUAGUACAAGAAGUUUCCCAGCAAGCAACGGUAGUGCCCGAAUCUGAUUCCAACAGUCAAGUCGAUUGGACUUAUGACCCAAAUGAACCUCGGUAUUGCAUCUGUAAUCAGGUAUCCUAUGGAGAGAUGGUGGGAUGCGAUAACCAAGAUUGUCCAAUAGAGUGGUUCCACUAUGGGUGUGUUGGCUUGACAGAAGCACCGAAGGGGAAGUGGUUCUGCCCGCAGUGCACCGCUGCCAUGAAGAGAAGAGGCAGUCGGCACAAAUAGAGAGGGGCUUCACUGCAGGAAGGGAGAGCUUCAGCUCAGCAUUUACACAGGACUCUAGAAGGAAAGACACAAGGACGAAGAAACAACUCAUUCCAGGCGACCACUUAAAGGAUUACAUAGACAAUCCUAAAAGAUCUUGAACUUGAAUUUUAUGAGUUGUAUUUUAAUAAUGUAAGUAAAUUAUUUAUGCACUCCUGGUGUGCUAUGAAUAUUAUUCCAGUUAACCUUGGAUUAUUUCUGUGGCCAACAUAUGCAGACAUUUGUACUCCUCAACCAUUUUCUCAAAGUAAUGGGCAUUCUAUAAUUUAAACUUCAAAGAAUUCCAACGAUGAAGAUUUUAAGAAAGUAUUUUAUAUUCAACAGGUAUAUUCUGCUGCAUGUACUGUACUCCAGAGCUGUUAUGUUACACUGUAUAUAAAUGGUUGCAAAAAAAAAACCAAAAAAGAAAAAACAAACAAAAAAAAGUCAGUCCUUCUAAAAAGGAUUUCGGAUAAUGGUUUUUAAGAUGCCUUUAUAAUAAGCUUUGUCUCUCUGUGAAACUCAUUCAGCAGGCUGAAGGAAUUGGUUUAUGUGAUAAAGUGGGCUGGUGUCCUCUAGAGUACCUGGGUACAUAAACAGAAACUCCUGUAGGUAAAACCUGAUUCGUGCCAUUAGUCUCUAUGUUUCUGCAUCCAGAUAGAGUGCAGCUCAAGCUCAAGCGGGUGGGGGUGGGGGCCUCUGGGGGCAAGGGCGUUAAAGUGAUACAUUUUUAUACCAAAUGUGUUUAUUUUUUUGUGCGAGUAAUCCUUAAAUUGGAAUUGUAUUAGGUGUUAAAAUAAAGUUUUUUAAAAAAA
Grammomys surdaster is the source of this 2210-nucleotide messenger RNA. RefSeq names its product inhibitor of growth family member 3 (gene Ing3). Gene Ontology annotation, biological process: regulation of DNA-templated transcription. The record is from RefSeq and is a predicted model, not a curated record. The transcript is spliced from 12 exons. NCBI's taxonomy places the organism in Eukaryota, Metazoa, Chordata, Mammalia, Rodentia, Muridae. Bases 112 to 1377 code for a protein of 421 amino acids. Gene Ontology annotation, cellular component: NuA4 histone acetyltransferase complex.